This is a messenger RNA of Capsicum annuum, 1645 nucleotides long. RefSeq lists its product as uncharacterized. The record is from RefSeq and is a predicted model, not a curated record. The coding region runs from base 78 to 1430 and encodes 450 amino acids. Lineage: Eukaryota; Viridiplantae; Streptophyta; Magnoliopsida; Solanales; Solanaceae. The transcript is spliced from 2 exons.
GUUUCUCAAUUAUAGAAUAGUAUUAACAUCGAUAAGACAUAUUCUUCUUCCUCCUGAGAGCCAAAAUUUCCUUAGAGAUGGGAGAAGUUCAAAUUAUUUCCACUUGUUUAGUUGUAGCAACACCAAAUGAAUCAAUUUCAAUCCCAAAAAAUAUUUCUAAAAUUGAAAUGACACCAUGGGAUUUACAAUUUCUUCUUGUUAACACUAUCCAAAAAGGUCUUCUUUUUCACAAACCAAAAGAUGAAAACAAUAAUAUUCCCAUAUCAUCACUCAUUGAUCACUUGAAAACCUCACUUUCUCACACCUUAUGCUUCUUUCCUCUCUUAACGGGUCGUUUUUCGACCGUCAAAAACACAGAUGAUGAUACAAUUUCUUUCUUCAUCAACUGUAAUAAUAUUGGCGUGGAAUUCAUCCACGCUAACGCUUUAAAAUUAUCUGUAUCUUCAAUUCUUGAUUCUGUACACGUACCAAUUUUUGUUCAUCAUCUUUUUCCACUCAAUAAUACUCGUAAUUUUGAGUGUGUUACUAAACCUUUAUUUGGGGUUCAAAUAACAGAGCUGGUUGAUGGUUUUUUUAUUGGAUGCACUAUGAGUCAUUGCUUAGGUGAUGGCACUUGUUUUUGGCAUUUCUUCAAUUCCUGGUCAGAAAUAUCCCGUGGGUAUGAAGUUAUUUCUAAAAUUCCAGUUUUAAAACGUUAUUUUUCUGAGAAAAUGGAAAUUCCAAUUCAUCUUCCCUUGAAGUUGGAUGAUGAGAAAUUGUCAGAAAAAAUUGAAGUUCCACAAUUAGUAGAAAGGAUUUUUCAUUUUAGUAAAGAAAGUAUAGGUAGGCUCAAGGGUAAAGCAAAUUCAGAAAUAGGUGUUAAUUCGAUUUCUUCUUUUCAAGCUUACUUGGCUCAUCUAUGGCGCUCUGUUACUCGUUGUUGCAAGCUUGAUGAUAAGGAAGAAGUCAGUAUCAAUGUUAUCAUAGGUACAAGAUCAAGGCUAAAUCCUCCACUUCAAGAAGGGUAUUUUGGAAAUGCAGCUUAUUUCAAGACAGUAAAGACAACAGCAGGAGAGCUACUGGAAAAUGGACUAGGAUGGGCAGCAAUGCAAAUAAAUAAGAUGGUUGCUGCUCAGAGCUUUGAAGAAGUGAUGAAAUUCUACAAAGAGUGGGUGGAAAAACCUAUGUUGUUCACCAAUGCUUCAGUAUUAGUGGGUAAUAAAAUAGGAAUAAGUAGUUCUCCAAGGUAUAAUAUUUAUGGUGUUGAUUUUGGUUGGGGAAAACCAGUUGCUGUGAGAAGUGGAAAGGCAAAUAAAAAUGAUGGGAAAAUUACAUUAUUUCCUGGUAUAGAAGAAGGAAGUGUAGAUAUUGAAGUUUGUAUUUUACCAGAGACUAUGCAAGCAUUGGAGAAUGAUCAAGAAUUCAUGGAAGUUGUAACUACUAAGGCUUGAGAUUUCUUUGAUUACUAAUAGUACUUUUAUUUCGAAUGAUGUGACGUUCUUUCUUUUUUAGUCGGUUCAAAAUAAAAGUAAUAACGACGUCUUGUUAUAUUUAUCUAUAAUUUAAUUUUAAAUUAUCUAUUUUACCUUUGAAGGUAGCUUAGUUGGAUUGAGUUUCUUAAGGAUUAUGGAAUCACUAUUAUAAUUAUUACUUUGAGUUUCAACCC